UUAUUAAAAAUCAGGGUUGACAGUUUAACAGGCGCAUUAUGGUUCAGAAAUCCCCUGGGGCAUUUUAACAUUUUAAACUCUUUUUUGGAUGUUCGCUUUACCAAAUGAGCUGACUCCCUGUCAUAUCUCCACUCUACCCUGCCCGGGCACUGAUUUUAGAAGUGUCACUCUUACUAUACCAAAAAGUCAGGUACCCAAGGUCGAAUACUAUCCAAAGUCAGAUAGUCCAAGGGCUUUCCUUGGUGAGAUGGAGGAAGAGGAAGGGUGGGAAAAUCAGCUCAGGUGAGAUGAAUUCACCAAAGCAUCCAGGAUGGUUUGCCACCUUUGUGAGCAGCACGGGAAACAGGUUGGUCCAACUUCCUAGCACACCAAAGGGGGCAGCAGUGCAUCUGUAAAAUGCUUUGUAAAUUUUGUGAUAAUUUCUGUUUCUACUCUCGUUCGUUGAUAAUCUCAAGUGCUCUGGUGUGCCCCGAAAUGUUGACACAAUCCAACAGACAGCUAUGCGGAAGUUUGCUUGUUAGCUACCCGAAAUCAUUUCCAUUAGCUCUUUACAUAAAGCCGCAUUUGAUAUUCUUCAAUAAGCCCUCACACAUUUGCCCCUGAGCAUCACUUGCACAGCAGCCCUGACCUUUGAAAUUAAACUGAAGCAUUCUUAGAGUGUUAGUCCGCCUCCAGAACGGUCUAUUCAGUCCUGUGGCUUCUCCAACAAACUGGAGCCUGGGAUGCUGAGAAAGUGAAACCAAGAUGGAGUGGCAGAUUGAGUACUCCGGUGGCACCUGGAACACAGAGCAGUUCCACCUGCUUGGCCAGUCUGUGAUUCCUCCCUCCUGCUGUUCAAGAGCCCCAGUGAAAACUUGAGUGAGAUGAGAGAGUGCAGGGACUGCCAGCCUCCCCACUGCACCCCCACCCUCCACACAAACACAUUAACUUUCCACUUACAGUGACCUGCCUGCCAGUGUGACUUAUCAGCUGUUCCGGGUUUGUCACUAAUAGAAAACAAAUUGUGGAAUGUACUGCUCUGCAUGUUAACGAAAUGGCUGAGCCAGCUCAGGGGUUAUGAGAAGGUUUGCAAAUUAAGAGAAUAAUGAUCUUCGGUUUCUGACCUCCUGGCACGGCAGCAGUAUUUAUCAGGAGGCGCAUGUGACUGGUUAAGACACACAGCCCCAGCUUGAAGGAAACAGCUGCUGGCGGCAUGCUCCGGGACUUGGCAGCUGGACAGGCAGGGUGCUGAUGUGAGGAAUACCGCGACAAAACCGCCCCAGUUCUCCAACUUACUUAUUAUUCAAGAUGGAUAAAAAGUUCUGUAGACUGUGUUCCCACUGCAUUUUCCAAUGAUGAUAAGUGCCCUUAAAAUUCUUUCAGACCUGGAUAUCUAUCUGUGUGAAACUGAUAGAGUCUUGAAGUAUAACUAAGGACAGAGACCACCACUAGGCACAAACAUCCCCAACUUGCAUGAUUAUAGAGAUGGUCUGUCUGAUGCUGAAAAUGUCUCUAGUGUUUUGACAACGGCUAAAUAACCAUGGGGUCCAGCGGACUUGGGAAAGCAGCAACAUUAGAUGAACUGCUGAGUACUUGCAUUGAGAUGUUUGAUGACAAUGGAGAGCUGAAUAAGAGUUAUUUGCCAAGAAUAGUUCUACUGAUGCACCGAUGGUAUUUAUCUUCCACCGAACUGGCAGAAAAACUUCUCUGCAUGUAUCGAAGUGCCAGUGGAGAAAACUGUGAUGAAUUUCGACUAAAGAUCUGCUACUUCAUAAGGUACUGGAUUCUGAAGUUUCCUGCGGAGUUUAAUUUGGACCUUGGUUUGAUCCGUAUGACUGAGGAAUUCCGGGAAGUAGCUAGUCAACUAGGAUAUGAAAAACACAUCAGCCUCAUCGACAUAUCCAGCAUUCCUUCCUAUGACUGGAUGAGAAGAGUCACACAGAGGAAAAAAGUAUCCAAGAAGGGAAAAGCCUGUCUGCUGUUUGACCAUCUGGAGCCCAUUGAAUUGGCUGAGCACCUCACUUUUCUGGAGCAUAAAUCUUUUAGAAGGAUCUCAUUCACCGAUUACCAAAGCUAUGUCAUCCAUGGCUGCCUGGAGAAUAACCCAACUUUGGAGAGAUCUAUUGCUUUAUUUAAUGGAAUCUCUAAGUGGGUCCAGUUGAUGGUUCUUAGCAAACCAACUCCCCAGCAAAGAGCAGAAGUCAUCACAAAGUUCAUCAAUAUUGCCAAGAAGCUCCUUCAGCUCAAAAAUUUUAACACCUUGAUGGCGGUGGUGGGAGGCCUUAGUCAUAGUUCCAUUUCACGCCUCAAAGAGACCCAUUCUCAUCUUUCUUCUGAAGUUACAAAGAACUGGAACGAAAUGACAGAGCUGGUCUCUUCCAACGGCAAUUACUGCAAUUACCGCAAAGCCUUUGCCGACUGCGACGGCUUCAAAAUCCCCAUCCUUGGCGUCCACUUGAAAGACUUGAUAGCAGUCCAUGUCAUUUUCCCAGACUGGACAGAGGAGAACAAAGUGAAUAUUGUGAAAAUGCACCAGCUCUCCGUUACCCUGAGUGAACUGGUCUCCCUACAGAAUGCCUCUCACCACUUAGAACCCAACAUGGAUUUGAUCAACCUGCUCACGCUUUCUCUGGACCUCUAUCACACAGAAGAUGAUAUUUACAAACUGUCACUGGUGCUGGAGCCUAGAAAUUCUAAAUCGCCUACCUCCCCUACGACUCCCACCAAGCCCGUGGUGCCCCUGGAGUGGGCAUCAGGAGUGAUGCCAAAGCCAGACCCCACGGUCAUCAACAAGCACAUAAGGAAAUUAGUUGAGUCUGUGUUUAGAAACUAUGACCAUGACCAUGAUGGGUACAUCUCCCAAGAGGACUUUGAAAGUAUAGCUGCCAAUUUUCCCUUCUUGGAUUCCUUCUGUGUGCUGGACAAAGAUCAGGAUGGCCUAAUAAGUAAAGAUGAAAUGAUGGCUUACUUCCUGAGAGCUAAGUCCCAACUGCACUGUAAAAUGGGACCAGGAUUUGUCCAUAAUUUUCAGGAGAUGACCUAUCUCAAGCCAACCUUCUGCGAACACUGUGCAGGAUUUCUCUGGGGCAUAAUCAAGCAAGGAUACAAAUGCAAAGACUGUGGAGCCAAUUGUCACAAACAGUGCAAAGACCUCCUGGUUCUGGCCUGCAGGAGAUUUGCCCGGGUGCCCUCCUUGGGCAGUAGUCCUGGCUCGCUGCCUGGAAGCCCCUCAUUGCCCCCAGUGCAGGAUGAAGUGUUCGAGUUCCCUGGUGUUGCUGCUGGACACCGAGACCUGGACAGCAGAGCCAUCACACUGGUUACAGGCUCUUCUCGCAAGAUUUCUGUGAGGCUGCAGCGGGCCACCACGAGCCAGGCUACCCAGACCGAGCCUGUAUGGUCUGAGGCUGGCUGGGGGGACUCAGGGUCCCACACCUUCCCCAAAAUGAAAUCCAAGUUCCAUAACAAAGCAGCUAAGGACAAAGGCUUUGCCAAGUGGGAAAAUGAGAAGCCCAGGGUGCAGGCUGGUGUGGAUGUUGUUGACAGGGGCACCGAGUUCGAACCCGACCAGGAUGAAGCAGACAUGGGUGCGACCAGACAGGAUGGUGAGGAUGGCUGACUUCAGGCUGAGGAUAUUGAAGGCAAUAACGUUGGCAUUUAGAAGAAGCAAGAUAAGAAACUCUGAAGAACACUUCAACUCUCAGGAACUUAUCUGGAAGUUUACUGCCUUGUGCCACCGUGGGCUCUCCCUAACAGGACUAAGGGACAGAAGAUUUAUCUACCCUAUGAACUAUUUAUUUCGUUCUCCCCUGCCCUGAGUCAGGUGCCGCGAAGAUCAUGUUCUGUAGUUGGUAAUUUUCUCAUGUAUCUUUCUCUAGAGCCAUUUGUAUACGGGUCAAAUGAAAGCUUUUGUGCAUGUGCUUGAUACUCAUUCUCUAAACUCAGACUUUGCUUUUUUUGUGAGAAUAUUAUUUCAGUAUUUUUAUAAACUUUUGGGAGGGAGUUUAACAAGGAGUCAAUUUAAAAGUC
Molecule: messenger RNA, 4005 nt
Organism: Equus caballus (horse)
Lineage: Eukaryota; Metazoa; Chordata; Mammalia; Perissodactyla; Equidae
Source: RefSeq, a predicted model, not a curated record